Molecule: messenger RNA, 264 nt
Organism: Merops nubicus (carmine bee-eater)
Lineage: Eukaryota; Metazoa; Chordata; Aves; Coraciiformes; Meropidae
Gene: AKAP19
Product: chromosome unknown open reading frame, human C2orf88
Exons: 1
Coding region: 1-264 (87 amino acids)
Molecular function (GO): protein kinase A regulatory subunit binding
Source: RefSeq, a predicted model, not a curated record
AUGGGAUGCAUCAAAUCCAAGGCUGGUUUUGCAGGUGCGGGCGCUGCCCAGGAUGAAGGGGCCGGGGGAGGCAGCGCAGGAUGCCCCGGGGAGAAGUCCUCGCUGCUGGCGGGGCCGGCGGGCGGGAGGAGCGCCUCGAGCGCGCUGGUGCUGGACUACGCGCAGCGGCUGUCCCGCGAGAUCCUCGAGCAGGCGGUGCAGCAGUGGGCCGUGACCGAGAGCAAGUACAGCGACAUCCCCUUCAUCGAGAGCGAUGUGCCCUGA